AUGCUGUUUCUCGAGACAGGCUUCACACUGGACGAGAAAAUAUCGACGUACUGCAACGACGCGUUGGAGCUCGGCUUGCAGUCAGCAGCAAACAUGUUGAAGUUCCUCGGCGAGCACGGUAUUCAUUCGAAAGGCGCACAUGCUGUCCUGAAGCAGAUGCGUGCGCUCUAUCGAGCCAGCGAGCUGAACGGCAAGAUUCAGCGCUACCGCAGUCUUCUCUGGUCCGGCGCGAUCGGUGAUCCUGCUCCUGGCUUCACACAAGCCAUUCUUGAACAAAAGCAGAAGCUGCGUGGAUGGUCGAACUUGGACACUGAAAGAGCUACCACUGCGAGUAGCGCAGCUCGCGCUCGUUCACGACUGCGGAUUCUCAACGUCGCAGACGGCAGCUGUCCUUGGCUUGUUACGCUAGACACCCACGCGUUCUGUGUCGAUUCCCAUUUGCCGAGCAAAAAAAGGUGGGUGGUUCCAAUUUCGGUCCAUGAUAAGUACGACGUACUUAAUGUGGACUUGUUGGACGAUGCGUCGGAGGGUCGACUUUACAUGGCAUGGCCGACGAUUGCUUCGCUGUGCGAAAAUUCGGAGAAACGAGAGACUAUUCGGCAGCGAACACGUGGCUGCCACCAUUGGCCGCAGUCAUGUCUCGGGUUCUCGUGUAUUCGACGAUGGGAUCACGAGCUCUGCUUUGAGGCGAAUUGCUUCAACACGGAACUGGAGCGAGCCGCGUAUUGA
Molecule: messenger RNA, 729 nt
Organism: Peronospora matthiolae
Lineage: Eukaryota; Oomycota; Peronosporomycetes; Peronosporales; Peronosporaceae
Source: the annotation of a GenBank genome assembly